GCUAACAAUUGAAAAAAAUAAUCAUGUAUUGUUUAAUUAGAUUUUUAUUUAUAUGCAUUGCAUGCAUGCUAUAACAAGAUCAGUCCUAUAAAUACCUUGCCCAACAACGAACAAGAAAUCACAAAACCACUACAUCCUCUUAUACUUAUUCAUAGCCUUUGUGUUUAAGCAAACAAGUUUAUAAUCAAUUAACAACCAUGUCAACUAGAUCCCUCACCAUAUUCAUUCUAGCUCAUGUGUGGCUUUUGAUGGCAACAAAAUCGAUAGCCCAGUUUGUCAUCGACACAAGUGGCGAACCCGUUGAGGACGACGAGGAAUACUUCAUCAGGCCUGCUAUUACAGGCAAUGGAGGAGGUUUCACUUUGAUCACCGGAAAUGGGACAUGCCCUUUGAAUGUUGGUCUUGACAACACUGAAGGGACACUUGGAGCGCCUGUGACGUUCAUUCCUUUUUCUUCUCAUCAUGAUGAUUUCAAUGUUGGGCUUAACAGAGACUUGAGAGUUACAUUCCGAACAGCCACAAGUUGUGGGCAAUCAACAGAUUGGAGAUUAGGUGAGAAAGAUGCAACAAGUGGAAGGAGAUUGAUUGUCACUGGAAGCGAUGAUAGUGCAGGAUCACAACAAGGGAACUUUUUUAGGAUUGUGCAGACCCAAACUAGUGGCAACUAUAACAUUCAAUGGUGCCCUAAAGAGGUGUGCCCUAGUUGUAAUAUUCAAUGUGGGACUGUUGGUGUUAUUCGUGAGAAUGGGAAGAUUUUGUUGGCCCUCGAUGGUGGUGCCCUUCCAGUCGUGUUCCAGAAAGAAUGAGUAUUAGUGUGUUGGUGAAGUUUGUUUUUUAAUGUAAUAAUGUUUCCUUGUUGCUCACUUUCAAGUAUAAACCUAAUGUCAAUAAAUAAACGUGGAGCUAUUGUUCAUUUCAACUGAACCUAAGAGAGAACGAGACAUGUAUUCUAUUCGAUUGAUAUUCAAAUAUAUAUAAUAAAGCUCCGAAUGUUUAUGUA
Molecule: messenger RNA, 1000 nt
Organism: Medicago truncatula (barrel medic)
Lineage: Eukaryota; Viridiplantae; Streptophyta; Magnoliopsida; Fabales; Fabaceae
Product: kunitz type trypsin inhibitor 104-like
Exons: 1
Coding region: 198-806 (202 amino acids)
Molecular function (GO): endopeptidase inhibitor activity
Source: RefSeq, a predicted model, not a curated record